Messenger RNA from Dicrocoelium dendriticum, 700 nucleotides. Lineage: Eukaryota; Metazoa; Platyhelminthes; Trematoda; Plagiorchiida; Dicrocoeliidae. The record is from the annotation of a GenBank genome assembly.
AUGAUGCUUUUUCCAUCAUGCUCACUAUAUCGUUUUAGAACACUACACGAUCUGGGUCAACAUAUCUGCCAGUUUUCCGAUAAGAAAUUGGCGUCAUACCCUAAGAGUUUGCUUAAUUUAUUUUUUGACACAUUGAUACUGUUUGGAUUGAGCACUAAUAGUAAUUCGUUGCCAUUUGACGUCUUCCAUCACAAGAAUCGUCGAUCUUUGGUCCAGUCGAACCUCAGCUCGCCGACCUCCUUGGCACUGGAUUUCAUCCGGAAUGAAUUAUUUUGGACAGACGGCGAACGAGGCUCAGUGGAAGCUUACCACCUGCGUACCAGACACCGACGCACUGUACUCCAGUCUGACUCCUUGCAUCCAGUUGAUAUUGCUGUGUUCGAGGACUGGGUCUAUUGGACAGACCGUAAGAAGAAUCACUACAUGAGAGCCAACAAAUUUAACGGAAGGUAUGUUGAGCCUAUGUUCAACAUCUCCAGUCCCCAUAUUUUUCGCCUUCAACAUGACUUGCUGCGACCGCCCUUCACGGAUCGAUGUCCGGGAUACAUGUGUGAACAGCUAUGCAUACCGGUUCCACUGCGGUCUUACCCGGCCUACACUCUGCCAUACGAAUGCGCCUGUGCAGAUGGUUGGGAGGUCAAUCGUACGGAUGCACAUCGAUGUGUCGGGAAUAACACCGAGGAGAGCUUCACCUCGUGGG